AUGCUUAUCUUCACCUUGCGGGUCCACUCGGUUUUCAAAAGAAAGAGUCAUCUGAUUUUUGAUCAACUAUACGCAUGGAACGUCUGCCGUGUCGAGCAGCCAGACCGUCCGGGCAGCUCAAUCCAGCUUCGUCUGGGAUCUGAACGCUCGCGGCAGUUCCACAGUGAAGAUGUGUUUUCCUUGACUUUUCCUCCCCAUCAUCAUCUUUUUGCCUUUAUCCCCAUGUCAUUCGCACCGUUUUUCUUCCGAGCACCGGCCAUGUUCUUGCGCUCCCAGCGAGCAGAUACCAGAUUACCCCCGCCAGUCUUGUUUCCUAGUGUUUAA
Molecule: messenger RNA, 324 nt
Organism: Aspergillus luchuensis
Lineage: Eukaryota; Fungi; Ascomycota; Eurotiomycetes; Eurotiales; Aspergillaceae
Exons: 1
Coding region: 1-324 (107 amino acids)
Source: RefSeq, a predicted model, not a curated record